CCUCUCUCGACGGCGCUCCGCCGACACGUGUUCUGACGCUCGACUCGUUCCGCUUCACGUUCUCGACGACCUAGCCCCGGCGCACGACGACCUACCACAUCUCUUCUCAUCUGUACCCUCACCUUCCUUUGUCUCUACCACCUGGGUCUCGCUAUGCUCCUCUCUCCCAAUCCCGAAUAUGUCUCCUUCAGGCCCUCAAAACGUGACUCCAGCAUGUCGCCCUCGUGCCGUUCAUCCACCUCCCUCCUACACAGCACGCCCCCUAGACGACCCAACUCCUCGUCCUUUGCUUUCGACUCUCCCAUGCUCACCCCGUCCCCGCUCAGACGCCAGGCCUUGCCUAUUCCAGCACCCGUAGAGCAGGAUGAUAUUUUCCAGUCCCCUUUGCGCGCAUACAGUGCGUAUUCUCACCGCUCAUCAUGCGCCCACGACUCCUCCAUGGUUGUCGACGACGAAGACGAUCUGUUCCUCGGUCCCUCUUCGUCCUCAUCCUCCCAUAUCGUCCCUCCAUCAUCUCCCGCACCUCUCCGUACCCCCCUCCGCACACCGAUCAAGGACUCGCCGCAAUUUUCGCCUGAUCGUGCUCCAUUGUCCCUCAAGCGUCCCAACGCUGCCUCAUCGUUGAUGGCCUCCGCAAGCGCCGGCACUAAGCGCAAACCGACGCCCAUUUGCACCACCCCCUCACGCAGCCGAACUAUGACGCCUCUCAAUGUCACUUCCGCCGCCAUUACCCGUGAUUCUGGCGCCCUGCUCUUCGAUCGCCUCGCUCCCAUCUCCGCCCCUCGCUUCUGCUCUCGUACACCUCAAAGCAAGGCGGAGACCGAACUGCAUCUCAGGAAGCAGGCAGAGACGAUGACCAUGUUGAGCAUUCGCGAUCUUGAUCACUUUCCAGAUGAGAGCGACCAUGACUCGGAUGUCGACGGGAAGCGGACAAUAGAGUACCAGCAGCGUCUCUUUCGGGCAACUUCCGGCGGCUCUGCAGCACCAUUAUCCUCUAUAAAGCCCAGGACGCGACUCAAACCCACCGCCAACGCCCAGUCCCCCGGCCUCGAGGUGUUGACCCGCAAGGGCCUCAUCAACGACGAAGAGGUCGCGGAGGCCAUCUCCCCUGGCGGCCACGUUACCAAGCGGCGAGCCCGCACACGCCCCGUGUCUUCCGAGUUGCUCGAUUCGGUGCACAAUACGCCCGCUGCCUUUCAUACUCAGCAGGCCACAACUACCCCACGCAUAAAUGAGAGCAAGGGCGCUAGCACCGUCGCUUUUCCUUCCGCUCGCACCAUGCGUACCCGCACAAAGUCCAACUCUUCCACGACAUCCUCCGAGUCCAGCUCGCCACGUCGCCGACUUCACGCCACUGCUAGUGCAAACCCUCGUGCUCGCACAGAGUCGCAUACAGGCCGCACAUUGAAUCGCCUUCAAAGCUCCAGUUCUGCCACCUUGUUCUUUGGACCCGCUAUCACACGGAGCACCACUAGCGUCAACAAAGGCUCCGCGAAGCGAACGAGCAGAGCACCGCCAACAACGAACUCUCCCAUUCCGCCUUUGUUCCUCCAACCCGACACACCGUCCUCCCAACGUCCUAAGAUUGUCAGUCGACACAGCUACGCAGGUUCGGACGUGCCUUCCUGGGCUUGGGAGAGCAGGUCGCCCGCGGCUGUGGCGUCAUCGCCACCGCCCGCUGCUGGACGGAAACGCUUGGAGAGCGACUCCUCCGAAGAUGAAGCAGACCUAUUCUUCAACAGUGGUCCUGCAGACUCAUCGUUCGCAAUCAGCCUGCAGAACGGCGGCACACCAAGUCCAAAGAAGAAGCAGAAACGCGAGAACCUCGAGCCACUGCCGAAGAAGUUCCGUCCACGCGACUCCGGCGUCGUACUCGACGACAGCGACGAAGACCUGGACAUCCCUCUCGACGAUGCAACAGACUUCUUGACGGCUGCGAUGCCUCGAGCGUCGACGUCGGUCAGCACAAUGGGGUCCUCGAGCGACGAUCUUGUCACGCCUGGGUUUGCUCCUUCUGCUACCUCUGGGUGGCCAUCCAUCAACAUCGCCAGCCACGACGAUCAACACUCGCACGGCUCCCUGGGUUCUCACACAGGGAUUAGCCGUGGGGUAGACGCUUUCAUCUUGAAGACGCUCGUCGCCGGUGGCUCUGUAUCCACCCGCGGAGACGCGGAGCCGAAGCGUGUUCCGGGCACUCCGGUGAAGAAGAUCAAGACUGCACACCUAGUUGGCGGUGUUCAACGCCCAUGGCAGAGCGCUGUGGCGCACAAGAUCGGGUUCAAGGACUUUGAGGACGGAUCCGACGCGGGCGCGACUGGCGCCGGGAAGGGCAAGAAACCGAGGAAGAGUCUGCCUGCUGCUUUCCCCGGCCUAGGGCGAAUGCGAGAGGCGAAGAGUGCGCGGAAGGAGCGGCAGCAGCUGAUGGGUCCUCCAGUAGAGGUAGACCCGGAUGAGGCGGAAAGUCCGACGCUCGGGAGGGACGGCAAGUAUUCCGGGCUCGGACUCGGUCGACCAACGUCGACAUUGUCGCCAUUCACGCGACCGUCAGGCGAUGGGCGUAUCGGACGGGCGAGCUGGUUGAUGCGUAGGACCAGCAGUGGUGCGUUCUCGAGCUCAAGCGAAGCGUCUUCCGUGAACGCGACGCCUACGAGACUGAAUUCGCAAGAAUGGGCGUUGCCACCACCACGGGUACCGACGCCUGCAUCGCCACUCAAGCACAGUGUCGGGACAGCUAGCCGAUCAACGUCUGGUUCCUCUUCAUCUACGGCUACCAACUCGCCCACAGUCAAUGCUGCUGCAAAGGUUACAUUCGCUGUCCCGCGUGAGCGACGCGCCAGCCAGAACCUCUCUGGGCUGCGCACACCAGGCUCCGGGCUUUUCGCCGGACUUCACGCCCCUCGACCCCAUACUCAUGCUCACCCCGCUCGGCAAUCGCAACCCCAAGCGGCUAUACGACGGCUCUCCGCGCCCUCCGAUGAGGAGAAGCCGGGUCGCUUUGUACAAGAGUUCGUGGAAAUCGACGAGGUCGGGAGUGGGGAGUUUGGACGUGUGUUGAAAGUGCGCUACAAGGACAUGUCGCGAGGCGAUAUCGUGUUUGCGGUAAAGAAGUCGAAGCGGUUCGAGGGUGCGAAACAUCGCCUCCGUCUUCGCGAAGAAGUCGACAUCCUCAAGCACCUUUCUGACGCCGUCAUGCGCUCUACGGACGCGGCGGUCCGCGCUUCCGGCCGACACCCGAAUAUCCUCGGAUAUGUGGACAGCUGGGAGGAGGAUGAGACGCUGUACAUCCAGACGGAGCUGUGCGAGCUCGGAAACCUGGCGCACUUCCUGUGGGAGUACGGGCGUGCGUUUCCGCGACUCGACGAAGCGCGUGUGUGGAAGAUCACGGCGGAGCUGUCUGCUGGGCUGCGCUUCAUCCACGACGCGGGCAUCAUCCACCUCGACCUGAAGCCGGCGAACAUCUUCCUCACCGGAGAAGGUCGGUUCAAGAUUGGGGACUUUGGGAUGGCAUCGGUGUGGCCGCGUCCGACGCCACCUGGCGAGGCGCAGCUCAUCGCUGGCGCGAAGCCCGCAGGGUUCGAGCGCGAGGGCGACAAGCUGUACCUCGCGCCGGAGGUGCUGCAGGGCCGGUAUGGGAAGGCCGCGGACGUGUUCAGCCUGGGGAUGACGAUGCUGGAGGCAGCAUCGAACAUCGUCGUACCAGACCAGGGCGAAGGAUGGCACCGGCUCCGCCGGGAAGACUUCAGCCAGGUCGAGCUGGACGCUAGCCCGGAGCUAUGGGAGCUGCUGAAGAGCAUGAUGCGCGCGGCGCCUGCUCUGCGGAUUGGCAUCACGCUCGUGGACACACAUCCGGUGGUUCUCCGAGCGCGGCGGGCGAUGGAGAAGAUGCGGGCGCAGUGGGGCCCGGUCUUUGGGGCGUCACCUCUGGGCGCUGUCCCGGACGGGUUCCUGGACGAUAUCCUCGGCCGGGGGAAGCGGCACGGGAGCCUUGUGGACGAUUCGGAUGAGGACGACGAGGACUGGGACAUGGAGCUAGGCGCGUGAGCGUGUCCCGGUCGUCGGUCGUUGCGUUGUGAGCACUAUGCGUUUCUUCUCUUCUCUUGAUUGCUAUGCCGUUUCUUCGUCUUUGUGUCUUGCGUCUACAGUUAGCUAUGGCUCUGCUCGAUUGGAUAGCCCAGACUGCCUACGGGGUCUUGGUUACGAUAUGAUUAAUGUCGCGAUGUAGCAACAGUUCACGUUCAAUGCCCCUCUCCGGUCUCCUCACUGCACUUUUCCACGAUUCCGUCGCAUCCUCACCACCCCCAUAUCCAACCUCAUUCCCAUGUCGAUCGUCCCCGCACUACCCACUCGCACUGUCGCCGCAAUUACCUCACGUCUUCCCUGCAAUGCCCCCGCCUCCCCUCCUCGCCCUGGCUGCGAGCGACUAUUUCC
Messenger RNA from Trametes versicolor FP-101664 SS1, 4428 nucleotides. RefSeq lists its product as uncharacterized. Bases 154 to 4041 code for a protein of 1295 amino acids. The transcript has 5 exons. The record is from RefSeq and is a predicted model, not a curated record. Gene Ontology annotation, biological process: protein phosphorylation. Gene Ontology annotation, molecular function: protein kinase activity; ATP binding. Lineage: Eukaryota; Fungi; Basidiomycota; Agaricomycetes; Polyporales; Polyporaceae.